This is a messenger RNA of Eurypyga helias (sunbittern), 1041 nucleotides long. It is a transcript of the gene SRFBP1, whose product is annotated as serum response factor binding protein 1. The annotation marks the transcript as partial. The record is from RefSeq and is a predicted model, not a curated record. Gene Ontology annotation, biological process: maturation of SSU-rRNA. Gene Ontology annotation, cellular component: nucleus; 90S preribosome. NCBI's taxonomy places the organism in Eukaryota, Metazoa, Chordata, Aves, Eurypygiformes, Eurypygidae. The transcript is spliced from 4 exons.
CCAAAUUGUACUGCAACUGAGCGAGCCAUUGCACGACUUGCAACACACCCCGUCUUGAAACCCAGAUUUGUUGAACUUAAAGCUGCUGUAAAAGCUUUUCAUGAUGCAAGAAAGAACCCGGCCAACGCCACUCCUUCGGAAAAGGCUAAGCCAGAAGAACAGCCGAAAUCAGCGCAACACGUCAAGAGCAAUUUGGAUGACCAAGCUCAUAAACUAGCUCAAAAACAACAAGGAUGUGGGCACAAAACAAAAGUGCAUGUGAAAACAGGAGGUGACAGGGAGGCUGAAGAACUUUGUGAGGGUGAGUCUGAGCAGAAAACUGUGAAAAUACAGGCAGCAUAUGCUCCAGAAGAAGCUUCAUUUCAGGCAGUGGGAAUGCAAGCAGUCACUCCGAAUAAAACAGGAAAAAAACUUGGCUAUCAGAAAAAGAAAGAAAAUAUGAGCAUGAACAAAUUAAAUGCAGUGAAAGAAAUAAUGAAGGAUGAUAGUGACCAGGAAUGUCCUAGUGAAAAAGAGUACUUUGAUGACAGUACUGAAGAGAGGUUUUAUAACCAGUCAUCAGAUUCUGACAGUGACAGCAGCGAUGAUUUCUUCAUUGGCAAAGUAAAAAGAAAGAAAAAGGUAGCAGCAGUUGCUGAUCCUUCUUCAGCAAAAGAAAAGGACAGACUUCAGAAAAACAUAGUGAAGAAAGAAAAGAGCACAGCGCCUGGGACAACGCAAGAUUCGGCCGUGAGAGAGGGAACGCCACAUGCAAAAGCAAGCAAGAUAGAAUCAAUGUUCUGCAGUUCUUUGUCUGCCUCUAAUCAGAAAUCUCAAAACAUAAGAAGAAAUACUAAGGACCAGCCUUUCAAAAAUGGAAGAACAGCUCUUCUUAAAAAGGAACCACAGCACAAGAAGCAACCAUUUUCAAAAGCUGCGGACAAGAAGGCGGCAUGUUUGGAGCAGCCUCUUCAUCCGUCAUGGGAAGCAAGCAAGAGGCGGCGGGAACAAAUGUCUCAAAUUACAGCAUUCCAAGGGAAAAAGAUUAAAUUUGAUGACUAG